AUGAAAGCAAAUUUAAUAUCUUUCGGCUCAGAUCCACAAGUGAUGGUGUGGAGAAAACUUAAAGAAGAAUUUCAGAAGCAAAACUUAGUACCAAGUGUUAAACACGGAAGAAGGAGGAGUUAUGGAGCUAUAGCACAUUUUCCGGUGUUGCUCACUCUCAUCAUACCUUACGAGCAAAUUGAUGCGGAAUCUGCCCUUGUGGAGAUGUUUGCGCAAAAAGGAGCUUUUAAAUCCAAGUACAUUGUGGCUAUCGGCGCUCUGGCUGGUCUGACAGUUAGCAUGUUCGGAUCUAUGUUUCCCAUGCCCAGAAUAGUUUAUGCUAUGGCAAAAGAUGGCCUCAUAUUUAGAUCAUUGGAUCAAGUGUGGCCUUUUACUGGCACUCCAGCUAAAGCAACCUGCCUUUUGGGUCUUGCGACUGCUUUCGUUUCCCUCAUCAUGAGUCUGGAUGUUCUUGUAGAAAUGAUGUCUAUUGGCACCCUCAUGGCAUAUACCCUCGUGUCCACAUGUGUUCUCCUGCUGAGAUAUCAGCCACCUAGAACCACUCUAGUCCAACUGUUACCGGAGUCCAUCCGUUCCGCAUGUCCAACACCUUCCAAAGAGAAUCCCAGUACUCUCUUCCCCGCCACGACAACUACAACAAUCCACACGAAACGAACCAAUCGCUACGACUCUUCAGACAGUGACGAAAGUCCUAAAGGUGACUUGGAUUUCGGCGAGCAUCAGAGGCCAGAUUUGCUCCGAGACACCGCUCAAAGGGAUGACGAUCUGUUGAUGAAGGGUGCGGACACGAGCUACGGGGCGGUACCACCGCCACAGCCAUCGCAGCCGCCACCACUUGCAGCAGCUUUUACAAUACCUCAUAGGAUUAUGCUCUUCUUAAUGAAAAUACUCCCUUACCACUGGAUUAAUCCUGGCGAAGCUUCGGGAGCAACGGGCAUUUUUGUGAUGAAGAUGGUUGGAGUGCUCUACUUGCUUAUCAUCAUAAUGGAUCUGAUUGUUGUGUGCGCCAUGCCAGCAUUAGAGAAUAGAAGUGGGGCAGCCAUCUUCUUCCUGCUCGUGUUCCUUUUCGGCAUCAUUUUUUGUUUGCUAAUCAUUUCUAGGCAGCCCCAAACAAAAUGCGACUUAAAGUUCAAGGCUCCCUGUGUUCCCUUCAUUCCAGGAAUAGCCAUAACUGUGAAUAUCUACCUUAUUUUCAAGCUGUCCGUUUUAACCCUGAUCCGGUUUCUACUCUGGAUGAGCGUAGGUCUAUUUAUGUACUUCUGGUAUGGAAUUAAAAACAGCAGUUUGGAGUUGCAAACGGAUAUGCCUUUGGAGCUGAAAAUUCCACAGGAAAGAAUGAAUGACCUCUGUCCGCCUGGAAACCAGUACAUGGCAACGGAGGAUACUGGCUUAGUCGACACAUAUGCUCCAACAACAACUAAUGGCUAUGUGGCCCCGCCCGAUCCGCUAGCUGAAGACCCAUGGUCGAAGUAUGAUUAGGGCUUUCAAAAUAUACUGAUAACUAGUACUAAAACCGGAAUGAAAGCUUGUUUUCCGGUUUGGGGUUUGUCUGGAUUUUUUACGGGAAAAAUGAUCAUUGGUUUUGGAAGUAAACAAUCCGGACACGAACCCCAAUGUUGGAAAAUGAAAUACUAGCUUACAUCGACAAGACUGUUAAAAAAAACUCUUCUGGCAUGAUGCCAUUCUACAAUUUGCAAUUAUAUGAUAUGCAAUUAUGAAUAUAUAUCCAUAUACUUAUAUAUUUGUAAUGUAAGUUAAAAGAUGAAAAUUCAGGCCGCGAUGCGCGUUGGAGAUUUCGAAGUAUAUUUCGAUCUACUGUUAUUCUUUUAUAUAUUAUUUUAAUACUACGAUAUUCUUUACAAAAACGAAAGAAUCAAAGCCUUUACAGGAGUAUUUUGCUUUCAGUGCCAAUGUC
Messenger RNA from Stegodyphus dumicola, 1915 nucleotides. Its product is annotated as solute carrier family 7 member 14-like. Gene Ontology annotation, molecular function: amino acid transmembrane transporter activity. Gene Ontology annotation, cellular component: plasma membrane. Gene Ontology annotation, biological process: transmembrane transport; amino acid transport. NCBI's taxonomy places the organism in Eukaryota, Metazoa, Arthropoda, Arachnida, Araneae, Eresidae. The record is from RefSeq and is a predicted model, not a curated record.